This is a messenger RNA of Anopheles stephensi (Asian malaria mosquito), 3370 nucleotides long. It is a transcript of the gene mei-9, whose product is annotated as DNA repair endonuclease XPF. Gene Ontology annotation, biological process: nucleotide-excision repair involved in interstrand cross-link repair; resolution of meiotic recombination intermediates; double-strand break repair via homologous recombination. Gene Ontology annotation, molecular function: single-stranded DNA endonuclease activity; damaged DNA binding; single-stranded DNA binding. The transcript is spliced from 6 exons. Bases 102 to 3218 code for a protein of 1038 amino acids. NCBI's taxonomy places the organism in Eukaryota, Metazoa, Arthropoda, Insecta, Diptera, Culicidae. Gene Ontology annotation, cellular component: nucleotide-excision repair factor 1 complex. The record is from RefSeq and is a predicted model, not a curated record.
GGCUUUGUUCUUCGAACACAGCCGUGGCAACGGAAUGCCGGCUACACUCAGUUCCAUCUUCUCGUGUGAUGCUGAAUUUACGUGCAUAAUUAAGUUGCACAAUGGAGGAAACGGCCAAUACGGCGAGUCUCGAAGGCGAUGAUUUAGAUUUGGAACUCGCCUGCUCCGCGGAACAGGCCGAACUGGAAGCGAAGGCCGCUAAGGAAGCUAAGGAAGAUGAAGCAUUAACGCAACUGGUGAAUGCUGAGGAGUUUCUCGCAUCGGAAGGCGUCCCGCUGCUCGAGUAUGAAAAGCAGAUGUUUUUCGACCUUUUGCAUGCGGAUGCGUUGGUUGUUUGCGCGAAAGGCAUCACCUACGAGCGGGCAAUGUUGAAUUUGUUGAAAAUCUUCUGCGACACCUCCACGCUCGUGCUAGUAGUUAACUGUUCCGAGGGUGAGGAACAGUACUACCGCACCAAUCUCGACCACUCGGAACACAUCCAUGAAUCGGCUAAAACGGCAGCAGAACGAGAACGUACGUACCUGCAGGGAGGCAUCCAAUUCAUUAGCACUCGCAUCCUGGUAGUCGAUUUGCUGAAAAACCGCAUCCCGAUCGAGCUGAUCACGGGCAUGUUUGUGGUGCGUGCACACGAAAUUGUUGAAUCAUGCCAGGAAGCGUUCGCACUUCGGCUGUACCGGCAACGGAAUAAGGUCGGCUUCAUUAAGGCGUUUUCCCGCAACGUGGAAGCGUUCACCUACGGGUACGGGCACGUCGAGAAGGUGAUGCGCAAUCUGUUUGUGAAGGAACUGUUCAUUUGGCCACGGUUUCACAUGACCAUCCAGCGGUCGCUGAAACCGUACGAACCGGCCGUGGUCGAAAUACAGAUUCCGAUGACACAAAACAUGAUUCUGCUGCAAACGAAUUUGCUCGAUCUGAUAAACUAUCUGGUGAAAAGCAUUAAGAAUUUAAACCGGUUCGUCGAGCUGCAGGAGGUGACGGUGGAGAACUGUGUGACGAAGAAGUUCCACAAAAUACUGCAAGCCCAGCUGGAUACAAUCUGGCAUCAGUUGAGCUCGCAAACGAAAUUGAUUGUGGCCGAUCUGAAGGUGUUGCGUAGUUUGAUGAUCUCCUGUCUCUAUGGUGAUUCUGUAUCGUUUUACGCUCUGCUGAAGCGCUACCGAACGACGGAAUACGCACUGCACAACUCCGGCUGGACAUUGCUGGAAGCGGCUGAGAAAGUUUUCACCAUAGCAAAAGAACGUGUAUUUAACAGAGAAAGUGAGUUCGAACCGGAACUUUCGCCGAAAUGGAAAGCCCUUUCCGACGUGCUGCGCGUCGACAUUCCAAACGACAUGAAGGAAAUUUCGCGCAAAUUGCGCAAAAAAGAGGAACGGCAAAAGUAUCUGCAGCAGCAGGUGAAAAUACUCAUACUCUGUCAGGAUUCGCGGGCUUGCUAUCAGCUGAACCAGUUCCUCACACAAGGCCCCGAGCGCUAUCUGUUCUAUCAGGCGAUGAAGAACGACAUAUCCGUUGCAAAGUUGUCGGAACCGUUCAAACACAUCUCCACCGAAUCAGAUGCGGGCACUUUUAAGAUACAAGAGUUUGAACCAGUGCGGAAAGCGAAACCAGCUGCACCGAAUGUUGCGGAUGCGAAAAGUGCAUCCACCAGUAAGGAAGCACCAGCAAAGGGUGGAUUUUUACGUGAACGAAUAGCUAAAAAGCGUCGUGAGGCAGCGGAGGAAGAGGAAGCUCGCAAGCGCAAGGAGCUGGAGGAAGAGGAAGCAAAGGAUGGCGAUGAGAGUGGCGUUACGAAGUCGGACAUGGAGAAAGAUCUGGCUGCGGUUCGUACGGACGAGCAGGACCAUCAGCAAUACUUUCGCGACUCGUACGUACUCACAAUGUCCCAGCGCUCACUCGUGCCGGACGUGCCGGAUGCGGAUCAAUCGCAUUUCGAUGUGAGCGUGCUGGAGAGUGGAGUGUUUGAAUCCUUUGCCGAGAUGGAACAAAUGGACAUAACGAGCGUGGUGAAGGAAUCGAACCGUCCACUGGUGUUUAUACAAACGUUUAAGAGUGAAACGAGCGGUCUUGGAUCGUUGGAUCGUACGCUGGAGCAGAUCCACCCGCGUUACAUUGUCAUGUACCACACGAACGUUACCGCUAUUCGGCAGAUUGAAGUGUACGAAGCCCGCCAACAGCGUCAGGAGAUGGCACGUGUGCGAGUGUUUGCCAUCAUCCACUCGAAAACGGUCGAAGAGCAAUCGUAUCUGACCUCGUUGCGGCGCGAAAAGCAAGCGUUCGAGAUGCUGAUCGAAACGAAACGGACAAUGGUUGUGCCCGAAUAUCAGGAUGGCAAGUCGGAGGAUACGAUUAUGAUGUUGCAGAAAAAGCAGGAAAUUUCCAGCCGGCAGGCCGGUGGCCAAGAGGCAAAGGAUCCGGCCGAAAUUGUAACACCGCGCGUGGUCGUGGAUAUGCGUGAGUUCCGCUCGGAUCUGCCCUGUCUGAUCCAUCGACGAGGCAUCGAUGUUGUGCCCUUAACCAUCACGAUUGGAGACUACAUCAUUACACCGGAGAUAUGCGUGGAAAGGAAAUCGAUAUCCGAUCUGAUCGGUUCGCUAAACUCGGGCCGUCUUUACAACCAGUGCGUGCAGAUGACGCGCUACUACGCCAAACCGAUUCUGCUGAUCGAGUUCGACCAGAACAAACCGUUUCACUUUCAGCGCUACUUUAUGGUAUCAAACUCGGGUGGCGGAUCUUCGUCCGGUGUUGCUUCGUCAAAUGAGGACAUUAUGGCUAAGCUACAGCUGCUUACCAUCCACUUUCCCAAACUGCGGCUCGUUUGGUCACCCAGCCCCUACUCGACGGCACAGUUGUUCGAGGAGCUGAAGCAGGGAAAAGCAGAACCCGACCCGGAUGUGGCCGUGAAGGUGGGUUCGGAUGAAGCGGUUCAUGAUGAGCAAGAUGGAUCGUUGGAUGGGUUGGGUAAUGUGGAGGUACAAGAGUUUCUGCUCAAACUGCCCGGCAUUACGACGCGUAACGUGCGCCGUAUUUUGCGUCAGUGUGUAAGUUUGCGUGAUUUGACGCAGAAAACGGAGGCACAGCUGGAAGAGCUGUUGGGUGGGCCGGCAAUGGCGAAGCAGCUGUGGGAGAUACUGCACGUAGCACACAAACCGGCUCAGCCGGAUCCGCACGAUAAGUCUUCGUACGCCUGGAAGUUCAAGCGAGGGGGAAAGCGGUUCUGAUUGUGUAGCGGGGACAGUGAACAUUGGCAUAGUUUCCUUUGUACUGGAUGGCGAGCAUCUGUGUUGUUAUGUUGUAGUAGUUAGUUUUAUAUUUGGUUUACCUAUUUCAACAAUAAAAAUGCGAUUUUGGUAAAUGCCAAACUAUUUUUUAA